Molecule: messenger RNA, 357 nt
Organism: Hepatospora eriocheir
Lineage: Eukaryota; Fungi; Microsporidia; Hepatosporidae
Source: the annotation of a GenBank genome assembly
AUGAAAGUAUCUAGAAAAGGACUUAAAAGUAUAAUUAAUUAUCCGCUUAAAACAUUUAAAAAUCAAAUGGAAGAAGAAUAUAAUUUAGUUGAUUCUCAUAAAGCUUUAUCAGUUCAUUUAAAUUCAAGAUUAAAUAAGAAGCGUUUAUAUGAUGAUGAAUAUUUUAUAAUGAAAAGAUGGAAUGAGUGUAUGAUUAAAGAAAAGAAUCCAAUCACUGCUCUUAGUAUAAUUUUUAAUGAAUUUGGUUUGAUAUUACAGACUGUUAAAUUGAUGGAAAUUUUAUAUGAAAGAGGUGUUUUAAAUACAAAAGAAUUAGUUGAUAUACUUGAAUCUUUAAAAGGAAAUUUUAAUGAUUAA